AGUAGUGUCAGGUUUUGUGUCCCAUUCAUAAUUUUGUUUGCACGGCUCACAUCACCAACAUGUGAGCUGCCUACCGUAUGGACUUCGCCCCGUGUGUGUUGUAAUAGCAGAGGGGCACCGUCAUGGGAAGAGUGAAACCGCACAGCACAUGAGUCACGCUGCUAAAUACACACUUCUCUCCCUGCCAGGACUUCACUUCCGAACCUUCAACUCGUAGUUUAAAAGGCCGGCCGGGCCCGUGAUCGUGAAUUCAUUUUCUUCACUGUCAAACCACGACGUGAAAUUGAUUUACAUUCGAUCAAUAUUUGCUGCCUUGGUCAAAGUGAGUGUUUGGAACUCUGUUUACAAGCCAUCAUUCCAACAGAUGCCUACGCAGGCCGUUCCUGCUAUCAGAUUCACCAUGUCUGAUAACGGUGCCGCCACCACACCCCUGCCCCUGCCACCGCCGAUGGUGACCCUCUCCACGGAGCCCGAGAGUCGCUCCCCAACUCACCCCAAGACCAAGAAGAACCUGCUGUCCACCCUGAAGAACUCCCCGUCCAUGUUGAGGCGGCGGAUGAAGCCACCUCUUCUCAACCACAACAACCGGAACUCUUGGGACACCACGGACUCGGCUUCGUCGGCGUCCUCCGCUUCGUCGUCGUCGUUCACCGCCAAAGAGUUCCACGUGAAAUACCAGGGCCGGGUGCGGGUGACUACGCUGCAGGUGAGCGAGGCGGUCAACGCAGUCAAGAAGCUCGCCCCGGAGUUGACAGCGUCCUCCUCGGCGUCCUCCUCGACCGAGGAUCUCCUGAAUGUCUCGCCCGCCUCGUCCUUGACCUCUCUGUCGUCGCCGACCACGCUUCCCCGUGCCCCGUCGCCGACCAGCCCCAAAUCCCCGCGACCGGCGAAAUCUCCCAAGUCGCUCAACAAGUCGUGCUGCCUCAGCAUCUCCAAGCAGUGCGUCUGCAUCGACGACGAGGAGCGACUGGUCAACGAGACCAUCCCCAUAGCCACGGUGGCCUACUGCGCCACGGACCUGCGCUACCCCAGGGCGGUGGCUCUCAUCUGCAAGACCCACAACAGCGUCCUAAUGUGCCACGUCUUCGUCUGCACCUCCCGGGAGAAGUCCGAGAAGAUCGUGGCCUUCAUCGGCAAGGCCUUCGAGUCGGCCUGGCAAGACUGGAAGACAGUCCACGACCCGGCCACUCUCGGUACCAACAACAACUACGAAUGUUUCAUCAGGGGCAGGUCGCGGUCCCACGACAUGAGCCGAACGGGACGCACCGAUAGCCCCAGUGAUACCACGCCGGACAGACACUCGUCUUACGAGAUUAGGAACGAUGAGUUCUCCUCCAGCCCUGAUGAUGAUUAGUACGUCAUGAACUACAUAAAAAACUUCCUUAAGAAACGGUGCAGCGCACUCAAGCCAAUUAGAGGAUGGAUUGACAAUUAAGAAGACAAUGAAGAAAUGUUCAGUUUUUAAGGUGGGAGGAAAACCCAGGCUACAUUUUUUCCAGGGAAAACCCACGGCAUCAGAACCCACGGGAUCAGGCAGGGACGGAAAACCCAAUCCACAUGUUGACCUGGGAGGGAUUCGAACCCGCAGAGAUGGAGGGCAAGGAAAGACCUGACUCCCAGUUUGCGAACUGGGAAAGUUUCACGUGCAACAUCACAGGCCCAAUAGCCGGUGAUGUCAGGCGCGCACCAAACUCAGCUUCGCCGGGUGAACAUGUUCAAAGGUCAGACUUCAGUUUCAGGGCGGAAACCGUGCACGCGUUUUAUCGCGCCGAUCUACAUGUACACGACCAACACGCGUAAGAUUGGAUGCCAAGCCUGAUCUUGUUAAACGAGACGCUAACUUAAUUUAGAGCCCAGGGAACGGCUUUGUUAGCUCGAAUUUCGUCUUUCGGGAACCAUAGCAACAGACGGGUGAAACCCACGUGUCUGUACCUUUCUAAGUCUGACUUCAUGAAGCAUCUGAAAAAUUAAAUUUCAUCUUCGAUUUUUCAUGGGAUUUACAUUUAACGACGGCAGAUGGGAAAGACGCAAGUCGUGAUUAAUUCAAAAAAGAAAGGUGAUACCAGUGUGUGUCUGACGCAAGCAGCUUUGAUGUCACUGUGCUGGUUGUAAUCAAAGAAAUUUUUUGUUUGCCGAGUUUAAUGAAUAAAGGAUAUCACCCACGUCACAGGAAGUCGUCACCAAAUGCAAUGUUUGCCACCAGUCAACUUCUUGUGCUGUUGUGGUGCAACUUUAAAAGCCCGAAAAAUACCUGUGAGAUACAAUCUCAGUGGAUUUGUUCCACUUGGAGCGCAUAUGGACAAUAUGCAAACGCAUAACAAAAGAGGAUUUGACAUCUGUGACCAACUGUUAUUCCAUUACACGGUUGAGAAAAUACUUUGCAAUAAUUCGGGUCCAUUUUCUUUUUCCAAUCGUCUUUAUUUAUCCAAAGUGAUCAGUGCUAUGUUGGGACACAAAAAUGCAUCGGCCAUCAGCAUAGUAUCCCCUGGUUUUGUGCUGAUUAGGGCUUAAAUCAGAUGCAUUUUUGUCCGGAUUCAAGUAGUAGGUAUUCUAAACAUGAAACAGCCGUUUAAAAUCACCCUCUUUGAAAAAUUCAAAAGGACAAGACAGGAACGAGUUAUACCACACUGGACGUCCAACAGAUACAAAAGACCUCCUCUUGUUGCCAAAAUUGAAUCAAAUAAAAUACACAAUGUACUGUACAAUCAAUCCGGUUUAAAGUAGCAAUUUUCUUUCUCGACGCGAAAUCCCAUGAGCAUUGAUCCUUGGGAAAAAAAGUAACACCGAUGUUGCGCACGUGACGGUGAAGUGCUCUGGCCCUGCGCUGAAGUGUCUACGAUAAACGAGUUGGGUGUUUACGUUAUGUCUCUGGGAAUUGUAUAUAUUAUUUUUUUUUCUUCAUCUCUGGAGUACAUCCGUCUGUUCAAGACGACGUGCUCCUCUGAAAAGUGCAAUUGACCGUGAUAUUUUCUGCAUCAGAGAGACUUCCCCCACCCCCCCUCUUCUUUGGGGUUUGUUGCGUCAGUGGAAUGUCGCAGGUAUGGGGGAUCAUUUGAGGUCAUUAUAUUCAUUGGAAUUCGGUAAAUAAAUUGGAUGAGAUGGAUCACCAAGUUGCAAAUUAAGAACACAAGGCUGGCCUACAUAACCGCGUUGUGUGUAGGCCUGCCACGAUUCGUAACGACAAAACCAGGAAUUUGCUUUGAAUUUUGCAAACAAAUUGAAACGUUGUAACUACCGGGUCUAUAUAAAGUACAACUAAAAAGAUCUUCGUGGCGCUUCAACAGAUCUGUAGAUGGAAUGUCGAAAACUACAUCAUGCAAAAAGUCAGAAAUACCAUAAUUUUUAUAUGCACGUAAAUAACAAUGCUAUAAAAAGUGGCUUUAUACUCAAGUCCCUUGCUUUCAGUUUGCAUAUACAUUAUCAUAACGAGACUUGUACAUGUAUAUGUCGGCGCCUCCGUGUUAUGUAAACGAUGGUUUGUGAUGGUACACUCUACAUGCACUUAAUUUCUUGGGUACAUACGAUGUAAUUAUAUGUAUUCGGGGGGGGAAAAACAAUACCCGCACAUGUUCGUAAUAUAUAGCCCAAGUCACCACUAUUGGAAAUUGGCCCCAAUUUUGGUACGUAUCCCGCGAUGCGAAGCCAGUCUUGCAUAGAUAUAAGGAGAAUUGGCUACACACUCAGUUAUAAGCUACAGCAAACAUCCACGCGAAUGAAAGAGUUAAGAUAAAACUGGAAGCGUUCUUGACUUGGUGAUGAUGGAAUGUUUUAUAUUUUGGCUUCAGCAGCGGAUUGUCAGUAGUAUUUUGAUGGGACACUGUUCAGGACUGCAUGGAGGAAUAUUUCUGGAUAUUAUGCACUAAACGUUUUAUUGGGUGUAGGGGUGGACGAUCUCGUUUUCUUUCUUGUUUUUUGUUUUUUUUUUCUUUUUUUUCCACAGCACCUGAUCUACAGAAUCGGGUAUUUGCAGCGCUUUUUAAAGCAUGUUUGAAGUGUAGACCGAAAGUCUGAGGUACUAUUUGCUCGCGAUGUAAAAAACAAGUCCAACAAAAACACAUUGAAAAUUCGCAUCCGCUACAUAAUGUUCUCUACAGGAACCUGGGACAUCAAUUUUACAUUGUCGCCGCAGUUCAUGAGGACAAAUGUAUAUAGCCACAAAAAUUACUUUACUAUUCCAGCGUUUAGUUUGCGAGUAGCUGGCUAAAUUUAAGUUAGACAAACAAACUGAUGCCUUUCGAAAGUUUCGUGUACGAAGAAACGUGUACCUUUCGGUUGCGUUUACUGCUGUUGGCUAAACCCGAUAUGCCUGUAUGUUCAUGGAGCGCCCGAUUUCAUUAUGUUGUAUGGAUGUGGCUGAGGCAUAUUAAGUUUAAUCUGAUAACAAAAACAAGAUAUGACUUUUUUAAAUCCGAUAAUCCGAAUUUCAAUUGAAGCCAGAUUAUGUUACACGUCACUGUAUAAUCUUGUUGCAUUCCUUUGCACGUACAUGAAACUCGAGGCUGAGUGUCGCGUGAUUUGUAAAAAUCUAGGGGCAGCAACUCUUCAGCAUAAAGAAGACUUGUUAUAUACCGUUUCGUCGAGUUACUCUCCCGUCAUCUUGAAAUGCAGUCUUUCCUUUGUCAUACCUGCAUAGAACAAAGACCACGGAUUGGUACGGUCAGACGUUUGUCGAAUCUCACUCGUUUCAGGGGGCAUGCCGUCGAGUAAUUUUGUAGGAGGAAUUCCGGUGAUUUAUAACGCAAGGUGUUCUGUCUGUUCAAAUUCUGGUGGAGUUUGGAUGACUUUAGGGGAAGGCUCAGUGUCAAUUUGCGCCACCUAUGAUCACAGAUGUAGUUUUUCUGAGUGCUUAAAUAUACCAGGUACACCUGCAAUUUCGAAAUUCACCUUGUUAUUGCUCGUAGAGUUGGUGUACAUUUAUUGAACUGAACGCUGCUUUCGUUUUCAUUGUCAAUUCGCUGCAUCUUGUAUAAAUAGCUGAAACAUCCCUACACGUCAAUCCGCAUAGCCGUAGUGUAACUAUAUGUACUGUGUUUUCGUAUGCCUUUUUGUUUCGUUAACUGUGUUCGGUCACCGUGUAUAAAUAACAAACCUUUAUCCUUCAACCCGAGAGUCCUUUUUCAGGUUUGUAUCGCAACCCGGAAAAAGCAAAUAAAACACUUUUCAAAAGCGGGUGCGCAGUGAGUCGCGUCGAACACCCACCACUGGCGCAUACGGGGUAAAGCCACUGUGAAGAUCCUUUCCCUGUUCGCUGCAAAGGUUUAAAUUGUCAUUUCCCCCUGUUGCUUCCCUCAUUUUAUGAUAAGAAACUGAGCACAUCGAUAGGGGUGUUAUUUACUAAAGGCCCUGACUGUUAAAUGGAAUUCUUCAAACUGUCGAGCAUCUCGUGCUCAAUGUAUGAAACAAGACAUUCAAAUUUACAACCUCUAUCCUAAUUUAUAUUUACAGUCAGCCCAAUCCAACAGAGUGAGUUAUCAACAUUUUCUUCAGCCUUACCCAAAGAACUACAGUGUGUCGAUGACACAGUCUGAUUUGAAGAUCAUCGAUUUAAAAUUAUUUCGAACAGUAUGGCGUGCCAAAUUGACAUCCAUUAAUGAUAGAGAUAUCUCUAUUUACAAUAUUAAAUGUCAACUUUGCACGUCUAGAGAAUAACUUCUGUUGCGGGAUUGAAUGUCAAGUUUGCACGCCAUAGUACAGAAAUAAAAUCUUCUUACGUCUAUCCAGAAAAGCUUCAUAUAAUUGCCUAUACAACUGUUACGUACGACAGUCACAACCAUUCAGUUUGCACCAAUUAGGUUUCGGUUCUACUAUAAAACACACGCGGGAACGGGGCACGAGAUGUUGACCCCGUAAAUAAUUUACAGGCGCGUCGCCAGUUCAGAGUUUGUUUCCUUGAAAGCAAAUUGAAAGAAAAUGCUCGAAAGUCAUUCGCUCACAACGCCAGCCAACACAGCUUUCGACCAAGUUCAUUCUAAAAGCGAUGCGUCAACGUCUUAUAUUUCCCCUCCGUACCUUGGACGCAGGAAAAGAGUUGCGAGGGACUCAAAAUGCCACUGUGAUAAAAAAAAAGUCGAUUCAUUUGAGCGAGAAGACUCUUUCGGGCAGUGUGUUUGUGUGCAAAACGAUAACACAAUGAUACACGCACAACUUCUACCUGAGCAACCCUCGAACACAGUAAUUACUUGCAGUUCGAUAACCUGCCUAAAUGUUCGAUGAGUUGAAUCAAAUUCUGUCCAUUGCUUUUUUACCCACCCAUACCAUUUUGCUAUUCUCCCGUGGGCACUGUGUGUGCGUCGUCAACCCCCAUGACAGUUGAGUGUAGUUGAAAAGAACACGUAGGCUCACAAAAUGCACGUAGACCUUCAUAUUUUCCAGGCGCUUGCUUUUCAGUACGGUUCGCCUGGAAAAGUUUGUUCCCCCCCCCGUAAAAUUGAUGAAGAACUUCGCCAUAAAAGCCCGCCAUUUUUUUCCUCGUCAGUAAACGACCAACGAUGUGCAUGUUGUCAAGGUCGACAGAAAAUGAUGUAAGCUCCGCAGCUAAAAGGAUAUGAUUGACUAUGUCUGUAACUGAGGCUUGUCGAGCUGUCUCGUGAUGCACUUGGAAUAGACUUGUGUUACACGAGUCUAUUCCAAGUGGCAGCCGUUGGACAGUGGCUUCGAUGUGUGGCUAGCUUUAAUUGCAUUCUCAACCGAGCGUUAAUUCAAGCUUGCCAGCAACAAACGACAAAAGGGUCUGCUCUUUUGACGUCAUGGUCGUGUUUUUCCUACAAAUGGUUGCUAAAAGUAUGGUUGGCCGUCGGUACAAAAGUAAAGCAAUAAUUCACAAAGUGUCGACAAUCCCGCGCAGCUUUGGGAACACCAGAUAAUAUACUACAAGAUACUAAAUGAAAAUACAACCCAAUUUAAAAUUAAUGGGACAAUUGUCCCUUUUGGACGAAAUAGAGGUAAAAUCGAAAACCAACCAAAAGGUGAUAUUUCUGCAAAUUUUGGCCGCCCAUACAAGUUGUUUGCAAAAUGAGAGUGGUGACACAUCCGUUCAAUCGAGAAAAUGGAACAUUCUCCUUUUAUUGUGUCAACUGUUUUUGACAUUUGGGCGUUAGUUCUUAAAUCCAAACACGAGCUGAACUUAAAAAUUUAUAAUCAUUAAUAGUUUUUUGAUCAAUUUUUUUGUAAUGCAGUGCAUAUAAAUGUUGUCGCCGUUGUUUUAUUUCGUUUUUGCUAGGUAGCAGAUGAAACAGACAGUGUACGACUUUAUGUUUGUAUGAAAAAUGUGGACACCAUCUUAGUCCGGUUUUGAAUCAAAAUGUAAUUGAAAUUGUGCAUCGGUGAAAAAUUGCUAACUGCGUGCCGGUGGGCAUAGAUUGAGAGUGAAUCAUCAGAAGGCAAAUUUUAAACUUUGAUCGCCGUCAGACAUUUAACCUUCACUAGCCAACCGGCCUACGGGAAAAGGUCAACAGCACACUUUAUCAUGCAAUCAAUAUUUGCAUCAAUAUUGCGCAGAUUUCUGUUUCAUUGAUUUGUUACAUACGAUGCGGGACGGCUCACCGCGGAUGAACAUUGAUGGCCGCUCAAGACAUCGUGGGAUAAUUUAAUCAUGCAAUAUAGGCACAUCAGACAGGAAUGGCUGAAGUGUAGUUUCACUGAAGGAAGUUUUUUUCCCAAUGAUGGAGUUGUUUUUGUUUUAUUUUUUGUUCAUUUUAAAAGAGUGUUUGCAAUGGGAGAUUGUUGAAAAGCUGUUCUUUUCUAUUGUUCAUGUGCGCAUUUUCAAGAUUAUG
This is a messenger RNA of Acanthaster planci (crown-of-thorns starfish), 7772 nucleotides long. RefSeq lists its product as uncharacterized. Lineage: Eukaryota; Metazoa; Echinodermata; Asteroidea; Valvatida; Acanthasteridae. The record is from RefSeq and is a predicted model, not a curated record.